CUCCUGUCACGACUUCAUUUGUGAUCGCUUUGCAGCCGGGACAGACAGGGUGGGAUCCCAACUCUCCCUUAUAUGUGGGGUACUUAUUUAUUAGCAGGAUGUCGGACGCUGAGAACUCGAGGAACAACGCCGCCACCGCACGGGCCAGGAAAUCCCGCGCAGUGUCCGACCUCAGCCUGCAGCAGAUCGAGCACAAGCGGGACUUGGACCGCAGGGCGCAGCGCGCACUGCGUCAGCGCACAAAGGGACGCAUCCAGGAGCUCGAGGAGGCCCUAUCCCAGGCGCAAACGGCACGAGCCGCCCAUGACCACUCCCUCGAGACUGAGUUGCGGCGCCUGCGCGAAGAGAAUCAUCAUCUUAAGGCUCGGCUCAACAGCAUCGCUCGUUAUGCCCGGCACGGGGCCUGUGGAGGGACAGAUGUCGGUGCGGAUAUUGACAUUGAGAUCGGGAUCUCGGCUGGAGAAAUGAUUCGUCGACGCAGUCCGGCUGCAGCCACCCCCUCUCCUCUCGAAGUCCAUCUGUCGACCGAGGAACAGAGGGGGGAGAGGCAACGGGGUGCCGUCCAGAGAGAUACAACACUUCGGCAGGCACCAGAGCCUAAUUUGACGGAUACCAUGAUCUCCCAAGGCAGGAUCUCACGAGAACCGUCAAUAUCAACAUCAACCCAAGGUGAACUCCCUCAACCUGCGCACGCGGAAGAUUUCCGCGACGGGCAGGAGAGGGUCCGUCGCUACGACCCCAUCACAGACUCGUACCCAUUAGGCCAGCCCAGCGACCCGGGAUACUCGACGGUAAACCAUGUCUCACCCCCCGACAAUUCCGCUCAACCGUCAUCCGUCAGCACAGGCUAUCACCACCUUAUCGCUUCUCCCGGCGAUGCUGGCUCUUUCGGGUACCAGUCACAAGUCAGCACCACACCACAUCCUGGCGAAAUUCCCAGGCCCUCGGUCCCUUCAGCGCAAUCGCAGUCACCGGCUCUAACUUCCGGGGGCUCCGAAAGAAUCCCAUCUCCAACCCCAAGUUCCCAAGUUAGCCGGAUGAGCUCGAUAUCCUCUGUUCUGCCCAAACACACAGCGUCGACCUGUCCCUUGGACCAUAUCCUGCUCGACUUCCUGGCUGCGCGGCGAGCGAUGCAAAAAGCCGGAACCGCGGCAGAGAUACUUGCGGGCCCCGAGAGAGUCUCAGUUCAAGCGAUGCUUCGACCGGAACAAGCUUCAGCCGUGCAUCCUGUUAGUCGGGUAAUGGCCGAGGUUCUACUGACAUUCUCACACGUCAGCCUACCAGAGAAAGUUGCCUUCAUGUAUCUUAUGCAUUGCACAAUGCGGUGGCAGAUAUCGCCCACAAAAGAGUCGUACGCUCUCUUGCCACAAUGGCUUCGUCCUACUGCCGCGCAGAUUGCAGUGCCUCAUGCGGCCUGGAUUGAUAAUAUUCCCUGGCCGCGCGUUCGAGAUAUGUUGAUUGAAUAUCCAGAAAAGUAUCCUUUUGAAGCCUUCUCCAGUGUUUACUCGCAGUCAGUCACGGUCAACUGGCCGUAUGACACCAGCGAUGUUGUUUCUCAGGUCGGGGACGAGACUUUGCUGAACCUCAUCUUCGAGAAGCAUGUGCGGAUGCUCAGCAACUGGACCGUUGGCCCUCAUUUCCGCGAGUUUUACCCCGAAAUGGUGGACCAUGUAUAUCGUCGGGAUUAAGGAGCAGUUUGGGUCUGUCAGAGUUGUUGCGCAUUUUGGAUUGGCGUUGAUGCAGAAGAGGUAGUAGUGGUGUAGGUUAUUGAGUCCAGUUCAACCUUCAACCUUCAACGUUGUUCAUGGGGAACGGAACGGAGUCCGGACAUUGGGGGGGAAGGAGAAGCGGAUGCGGAGCUGGGUCCAAGAUGUUUUCAAAUAUCUUAAGAUAGCCACAAUAUCAUUGCCCUUG
Phialemonium atrogriseum is the source of this 1914-nucleotide messenger RNA. RefSeq lists its product as uncharacterized. Lineage: Eukaryota; Fungi; Ascomycota; Sordariomycetes; Cephalothecales; Cephalothecaceae. The record is from RefSeq and is a predicted model, not a curated record. The coding region runs from base 99 to 1688 and encodes 529 amino acids. The transcript has 3 exons.